Molecule: messenger RNA, 3171 nt
Organism: Thlaspi arvense
Lineage: Eukaryota; Viridiplantae; Streptophyta; Magnoliopsida; Brassicales; Brassicaceae
Source: the annotation of a GenBank genome assembly
UAUUUUAUAUAUAAUUUUUAAUUUUUAUCGAUAUGUCAACCGCGUUCGUGAGUUUUCUUAUCUUCUUCACCAUCAUCACAAGCUUCCUCGCAACUCUAACAAAAUUAGCGGCCUCUUCACCAGUUCUUCAUUCAGAUGAAUGAGAUAGGUACUACACUUGGUAUCAAGAGACUGGACCUAAAAUCUGGAGACCCUUGCCAUUUGAAAACUCUACUGUUCAUAAAAGAAGUUGAUUAUGUUUGGAAUGAUGAUAUAAACAACACCAUUAUUUGUCAUUGUAACGACACGACAUGUCCUAUUACAGAUUUAUUUCUCAAGACAAUGAGUCUUCCUGGGAAACUUCCGCCUCAGUUAGCGAAGCUUCGAUAUCUCCAAUCAAUAGACUUGUGCCGAAACUACCUUUCGGGCUCAAUCCCAAUGGAGUGGGCUUUAAUGCCAAACCUUACUUUCAUCUCGCUCUGCGCUAAUAAUUUGUCAGGGCCUUUACCAACUGGUUUACAACACUUCAAGAAUCUGACAUUCCUAGGGGUUGAAGCAAACCAGUUCUCUGGUCCGAUCCCUGACGAGCUUGGUGACUUGACCAGCCUAAUCGGAUUAGAACUUGCGUCCAAUCAUUUUACAGGAAGCCUCCCUAUCACUCUCGCGAAACUAGUAAACCUUGAAAGAGUUAGGAUUGGUGACAACAACUUUAGUGGAAUCAUCCCAGCAUAUAUUGGCAACUGGUCUCGGCUUAAGAAGCUACAUAUUGACGCAAGUGGAUUGAAAGGACCUCUUCCUAACGCAGUGGCCCGCCUAGAAAAUCUUACCGAACUGAGUAUUACUGAUACGACUGGGAUAACCUCCUUUCCGAUUAUAUCUAGUAAAGUCAUCAAACACCUGAUUUUGAGGAAUGUGAGUAUGUCUGGUUCAAUUCUUCCUUACAUAUGGGGUUUGCCAGACCUAAAGACUCUUGAUUUAUCAUUUAACAAGUUGACUGGUGAAGUUGAAGGAGUAGAAAAUGUACCAGCAUAUACCUAUUUGACUGGCAAUAUGUUAUCUGGAAACAUUGAAUCUGGUGCUUUACUCAACGGAAAAUCUUAUGUUGAUCUCUCUUAUAACAAUUUCACAUGGUCGUCUAAGUGCCAGCAAAAGAGGAACAUUAACACAUACCGGAGCUCAUAUUUGAAGAAGAAUUUAACUGGGCUUCUUCCAUGCUCUAAUCAGCGAUUCCUACAUAUAAAUUGUGGUGGAGAAAGUGUGGAUAUUACGAACUCUUUGGGUAAAAUCACUUAUCAGGCUGAUAAUGACAGUACAAUCAGUGCCGCAGCAAAUCAGCACUCGAAAAACUGGGGAAUUAGUAACACAGGUGACUUUCCUGAUGAUGGAAGCGAUGCUGAUACCUACACUACUUGGACUGCAGAUGCUACCGGUCUUUAUAAGAGUGCACGCCGAUCUGCUCUCUCUCUAACUUAUUAUACAUUCUGCUUAGAAAAUGGAGCCUACAAUGUGAGCCUUUAUUUUAUGGAGAUUCAGUUUUCAGAAAAAGAACCAUACACUCGUGUCGGUAGGCGCAUAUUUGAUGUUUAUGUUCAGGGAGUAUUGUUUUUGAAAGAUUUUAACAUCAAAGAAGAGGCUAAUGGGACUCUGAAGUCUGUUAUCAAAACAAUGAAUGCGACUGUGAACGAUCAUGUGUUAGAGAUUCAGUUGUACUGGGCGGGGAAAGGGACAACCCUCAUUCCUAAAAGAGGAAAUUAUGGUCCUCUUAUCUCUGCAAUCUCCUUGUCUGGAGCCACGAUGUGGAGGGGAGACAAUAACACAAGAGAACGAGACCUGAGAGCCGAGGGUCUGCAAACGGUUUGCUUUACUUGGAGGCAACUGCAAGCUGCAACAAACAAUUUUGAUGAAGCUAACAAACUUGGAGAAGGAGGUUUCGGAUCCGUAUUCAAAGGAGAGCUGCCGGAUGGAACGAUCAUAGCAGUGAAGCAGCUUUCUGCCAAGUCAUGCCAAGGAAACAGAGAGUUUGUGAAUGAGAUAGGAAUGAUCUCUGGUCUGAACCAUCCAAACCUUGUCAAGCUUCAUGGAUGCUGUGUCGAGAAGAAUGAACUGCUGCUCGUCUAUGAGUACAUGGAAAAUAACUCCCUUGCUCUUGCGCUCUCUGGAAAGAGCUCACUGAAACUGAACUGGGAAGCGAGACAAAAAAUCUGUGUUGGAAUCGCAAGAGGGCUUGAAUUCCUCCACGAAGGAUCGGGGAUCCGAAUGGUUCACCGUGACAUUAAAACCCCAAAUGUGCUUCUAGAUGCUAACCUUAAUGCAAAGAUAUCUGACUUUGGAUUGGCUAGGCUCCACGAAGAAGAACACACUCACAUUAGCACCAAAAUUGCAGGAACCAUUGGAUAUAUGGCUCCGGAAUAUGCGUUAUGGGGUCAAUUAACAGAGAAAGCAGAUGUGUACAGCUUCGGUGUUGUGGCAAUGGAAAUUGUUAGCGGGAAGAAGAAUACUAAACAGAAGGGAAGUGCUGAGCACGUCUCCCUUAUCAAUUGGGCCCUGACGCUGCAACAGACAGGGGACAUAAUGGAGAUCGUAGAUCCAAUGCUCGAAGGUGAUUUUAACGGAAAAGAAGCAGUAAGGAUGAUCAAAGUUGCUCUCCUUUGCACACAUUCAUCUCCUUCCUCAAGGCCUACAAUGUCAGAGGCUGUGCAAAUGCUCGAGGGAGAGAUGGAAGUACCACAGGUUAUGUCGGAUCCUGGUUUAUACGGACACGGCUGGAGCAUCUCAAAGCUGAAGGACACUGAUACAAAUGGAAGCUCGAGCACGUCUGGUGUGACCGAUCAAACAACAGCAACAACAAUGAAAUCCUCUGUUUCUGGUAGUGAUCUCUACCCAACGUACCCUGAAUCUGUGAUCCUUGAGUAGAUACAACAAUGAAAUCCUCUGUUUCUGGUAGACUCCACAGUAGAGUAUCCUUCCUCGUCACAGUAAUACCAAAAGAUGUGCACAGCUCCUUAUCUCUUAAGAGAAAAUAAAGGUUUGUGAAGUUAUAUAUAGGUAGCUACAAAGUUAUAUCACAUUAAUGUUGUCUGAAAUCUUAAUUCACACAUAUCUCUAUGAAUGUAUGUCAAACUCGAAUUUUAUAUUGUUAUGAAAAUGUCUGAAUCAAACUUUUUUUCUUAUAACUUUUCCAAAAUCAUUUAC